UGGCGGUGCCUCGCCCCGCUGCCCCUCCCGAGCAUCGGCCGUCGCGGAGGCGCGGGGCCGGUACUCACGGUCCGCAGCAGCGCACCGAGCGCGGCUCGCAGCGCCCCGCAGCUCGGGCAAAGUAAUCCCGGCUGCGCUAAACUCCACGAGAGCCGCUCCCGGAGCCCCGCUCUGCCUCUCGUCCCGGCUGCCCGGGACGUUGUUCCUCAGGAAGACAGGAAAGGCUGCCCAGAAGAAGCGGCGCCCGACCGAAGAUGUUAGAGGAGGCGAAGGGGGGUGGCUUUUUGCCCGCUGCGUGCCUCCAUGCCUGUCAUUCCCUUGUCUUAAUCCUUUAGGAAGGAGUCGCCAGGCAGACAGAGCGUUCCUGGAGGGGCGAUGCUGCCGAGCCCUGCCCCGGGCAGAAGGAAGCAGCCGGGAGAUGCGCGGCCCGGGGCGGGCAGCGGGAGAGUGUGAGGAGCUGCCUCCGCCUGCGCCUUUCCGAGAGGGAAAAAGCAUGGUGAGAGCUGGACCCGAUUCCUGGAGCGCAGCCCCGCUGAGCAGGAGGUGGGAUUAUUCCGGAGUAGUUAUGGAGAGCUAUAACUUGGCAGCGGUGUGUUAAAGCGACUUGUUCCUGCUGGGAGAGGAACCAACCGACUGCGGGCAUCGCCGGCGUGGUGGCCGAGGGAAGGUCACUCGGGUCCUUCUCCUCCUCCUCUCGCCUCUUUCUUCAUCCGGCAAACGACCGAGGGAAAAACUGGUAAUCGGCUCUUGCCAGUGUUGGGAAUACCGUGCCUUUUGCCUGGGAUGAUUUGCCCUGAUGUGCCGCCUCAACUGGAUGUACAAAGUGCGACUGGGACUGAUCCGGCCAACAAAGUUUUCAGAGUGAUCAGCAGGGGCCGUGGGAUGGAGGCAGCUGGGCACACACCAGCAGGGUCCGUCACGCACGGUCCGACGGCACAGACCUGCUGCUCCCUUGAAAACUAACUCCUGGUGGUCCACUCUUACUUCACCUCUGCCAAUUUGCACUUUCAGGGAAAAAAACCCACAUACACGAUGCAAUGCAGUGUUCCCGUGUUGGUUUUGUAUAUAAGAUUUGCUAUGCAAUUCCAAAACUAAAACAGGAGAGACGGCCCUGCGUCCCAGAGCAAACAGGGAAUCAGAGGUGAAAGGAGAAACUAUGACUUGGAACGACACCACUAUGGACGGGGAAGGGUUGCUGGUGGAAAGGGACUCCUCUUCCUUUCGGAUCCUCACGGGCUGCUUCCUCUCGCUCCUGAUCCUCUCCACGCUGCUGGGAAACACUCUGGUCUGCGCAGCUGUCAUUCGCUUUCGCCACCUCAGGUCCAAGGUCACCAACUUCUUUGUCAUCUCCUUGGCCGUGUCAGAUCUCUUAGUGGCAGUUUUGGUCAUGCCUUGGAAAGCUGUGGCUGAGAUCGCUGGUUUCUGGCCUUUUGGUUCAUUUUGCAACAUCUGGGUGGCCUUUGAUAUUAUGUGCUCAACAGCCUCCAUCUUAAACCUCUGUGUCAUUAGUGUGGACAGAUACUGGGCCAUCUCCAGCCCGUUUAGGUAUGAGAGGAAAAUGACCCCCAAGGCAGCCUUCAUCAUGAUCAGCGUGGCAUGGACUUUGUCCGUGCUGAUCUCCUUCAUCCCGGUGCAGCUGAACUGGCACAAGGCUGCAACCACGAGCUUUUUGGACUUCAAUGCCAGCUUAGAAGGUGUAACCAUGGACAACUGUGAUUCUAGCCUAAACAGGAUGUAUGCCAUCUCCUCUUCUCUAAUUAGCUUCUACAUCCCCGUGGCCAUCAUGAUAGUCACCUACACCAGGAUAUACCGGAUUGCUCAGAAGCAAAUCCGGCGCAUCUCGGCUCUGGAGAGAGCAGCAGUGCAUGCCAAGAACUGCCAGAACCCAGGUGGCAACAGGAGCAGCAUGGACUGCCAGCAGCCAGAGAGCAACUUCAAAAUGUCCUUCAAGAGGGAAACAAAGGUGUUAAAGACCCUCUCGGUGAUCAUGGGGGUGUUUGUGUGCUGCUGGUUGCCAUUUUUUGUGUUGAACUGCAUGAUUCCCUUCUGCGAGCCCACCCAGCCAUCCAAGGGAGCAGAGGCUUUCUGCAUUAAUUCCACCACCUUUGAUGUUUUUAUAUGGUUUGGAUGGGCCAAUUCUUCCCUCAACCCCAUCAUUUAUGCCUUCAACGCUGAUUUCCGCAAGGCAUUCUCCACCUUGCUGGGCUGCUACAGGCUCUGCCCCCUGUCUGGCCAUGCCAUCGAGACCGUCAGCAUUAACAACAAUGGGGCCGUGGUUUUUUCCAGCCAGCACGAGCCCAAAGGGUCCAGCCCCAAAGAGUCUAAUCUGGUUUAUCUGAUUCCACACUCCAUUAUCUGCCCGGAAGAAGAACCUCUAAAAAAGGAAGACGAGGAGGGUGAACUGUCAAAGACCUUGGAGAAAAUGUCUCCAGCACUGUCGGGUAUCUUGGAUUAUGAAGCUGAUGUUUCUUUGGAAAAGAUCAAUCCCAUUACACAGAAUGGGCAGCAUAAAACCUGAACAGUAAGGUUUACUCAGCAAGACCUAAUGGUGUAUAUUGUAAUAAUCUUUUUUUGGGGAAAAAAAAAGAUAUACAAGAUUUUUUUGGUAAGAACCUAAGCUCUAAGGGAGAAAAAUGCACAUUUACACCAAGUCCAGAAUUAAUUUUCCUGGCAUUCAGAGCAAAUUUAACAUUUCAAACAAUAAACAGAAAAAGAUACUGGAAAUUGGUUAUAAAAAAGGAUGUUAAACUGUACUGUUCACCCUGAGGAAAAUCUACACAUUUAGAUACAGUGCAGUUACAAAGAAAAUGUUGCUUCUUCUCUGUACAGAGAAACCAAUUUCUAGGUAAAAGUGAGACAAAAGAUAAAUGUUGAGUAUUUAAAGAUUAAUGUUUACUCGAAGUUAAAAGAUUGCUUUGUCUUGUGAUAGUGGGUGUUAACAGGUCCUAAUUAAUGACUGAGGGAUUGUAAAGGUAGGUAGAUGCCUUCUUAAAAUUAUUUCUGACAAAUAAUUGAGCCUUAUAAUGAGAAUGGUUAUUUUUAAAGCUUUGGGAGGUAAUAUGUUGAUACUGGUUUUAUUUAUUUAUUGUUUUAAAUUAAUAUUUUUCAUAUGUUAUAACAGGUCUAGCUUUAUUUAUGUUAUUUAAGAUGUUUAAAUAAUGGGAUAUUUUUGGAGUGUCAUAACUGCAUUUUGACCAGUCAACCAGUCAGCACUUUAUUACAAGCUCUGAUAGUCUGGAGAGCUGGUGAGGGGAUUGGAGGAGUGUUAAGGAGCUCAGCAAGAAAUGAAGGAAUCAACAGAACUGAUGCUGUGUGGAGUUGGUUUGCUCGUGGGCUUUCUUUAUUUUUAAGUGGGAUUUCUUUCAAAAGAUAGGACCAGAGUUGACUGAGUUGCAAAUUUUCUUCCCUUAUAGAAAUAAAAGAAAUUGCUGCUAUUUAUUUUUAAAAAGUUUCAUGUUACAGAGACUUUGCUAGAAUGUCAAGUUUGUGGAUCUGUAAAUACCUUAAAUAUGACUACAACCUUAAGAAGAAUCCAAUUUGGGAGGGAAAGCUUCUUAGAUAACAAUUCUUGGUAUAUAGUGUUUUGUAUUUAUGUAAGAUAAACAGCUUUCUCAGAAUUUUCUUAUUUCAAGUCUUGGAUAUCUUUUCUGAGCAAACACACUGGGUUAUACUGGUAGGAAGGAUGCCAUAACCUGGUUAUCCUGCAGGACCACCUGGAGCCUGCUGUCUGUCUGCUCCUCUGUCACAGUCAGAGUUAAAACCUGAGGUCCCUGGUGCUUCACCCCGGGAGCUGGGAGGACGUUUCAGUUCAGUGAUUGCCAUGUCAGUACUCCAGUCUGUAAGGAAUAGUGGCCUCGUUACCCUUUUGGAUUAAAACAUUUCUAAAUACGGCUGGAACUGCAGCCUCCAUCUCGAAAUCCUCCUGUGAACUCCAAAAAAGUUGCCAAUGUUUAAUUAAAAAAUCCUGCUACUUUGCCACUGUCCUUCCCUGCUGCUUUCCCUCUGUGAUGCCAAAAGCAAUCAGUGAGCAUUAGCAACAGGAACGUUGGGUGUUAAUAUUCAGCAGCAUUCAAAGGAAUCCAUUUCUUUUCUAAAUGGGAGAAAAUACCCUUUGGAGCAACUUUUUCGUAACAUAUAUCAAAACAAAUGUGUUGUCAGGAAAAGAGAACUGAGAGAAAAAAAAAAUUAAAGUCUAAUGAACUAUAUACAUCCUGCAUCAGGUCUGUGUAUUUAUGUAUUGUGAAUGUUUUCAUAAUUUUAUUGCCUGUAUGCUGCUUUCAUACAUAUAAUAAAAUUAUUUUGUGAACAGAAGGUCAAAUAAAGCAAUCUACAUUGCAUUUAUUAAAUA
This is a messenger RNA of Haemorhous mexicanus (house finch), 4348 nucleotides long. It is a transcript of the gene DRD1, whose product is annotated as dopamine receptor D1. Gene Ontology annotation, biological process: G protein-coupled dopamine receptor signaling pathway; vasodilation; adenylate cyclase-activating adrenergic receptor signaling pathway. NCBI's taxonomy places the organism in Eukaryota, Metazoa, Chordata, Aves, Passeriformes, Fringillidae. The record is from RefSeq and is a predicted model, not a curated record. The transcript has 2 exons. Gene Ontology annotation, molecular function: G protein-coupled receptor activity; dopamine neurotransmitter receptor activity, coupled via Gs. Bases 1157 to 2518 code for a protein of 453 amino acids. Gene Ontology annotation, cellular component: plasma membrane.